Messenger RNA from Carlito syrichta (Philippine tarsier), 769 nucleotides. RefSeq names its product trafficking protein particle complex 1 (gene TRAPPC1). Bases 89 to 526 code for a protein of 145 amino acids. NCBI's taxonomy places the organism in Eukaryota, Metazoa, Chordata, Mammalia, Primates, Tarsiidae. The record is from RefSeq and is a predicted model, not a curated record. Gene Ontology annotation, cellular component: TRAPP complex. The transcript has 5 exons. Gene Ontology annotation, biological process: endoplasmic reticulum to Golgi vesicle-mediated transport.
AAUGCCUAUCCGCUCCUUGAGAAAGCCGGCAGAGCGGAGCGGAGCGGAAACCGGAAGUAGCUCCUGACGAGCGCUCGGAGCAGUUCCGAUGACUGUCCACAACCUGUACCUGUUUGACCGGAAUGGAGUGUGUCUGCACUACAGCGAGUGGCACCGCAAGAAGCAAGCAGGGAUCCCCAAGGAGGAGGAAUACAAGCUGAUGUACGGGAUGCUCUUCUCUAUCCGUUCGUUUGUUAGCAAGAUGUCCCCGCUAGACAUGAAGGACGGCUUCCUGGCCUUCCAAACUAGCCGUUACAAACUCCAUUACUACGAGACGCCCACUGGGAUCAAGGUUGUCAUGAAUACUGACUUGGGCGUGGGACCCAUACGAGAUGUGUUGCACCACAUCUACAGUGCGCUGUAUGUGGAGCUGGUGGUGAAGAAUCCCCUGUGUCCACUGGGCCAAACUGUACAAAGUGAGCUUUUCCGUUCCCGACUGGACUCCUAUGUUCGCUCUCUGCCCUUCUUCUCUGCCCGGGCUGGCUGAAGCACUCUACCUCAUGCCUCAGGAGAAUCAGUGUCUGUGUGCAGCCCUUCCAAACCUGUGCCACCUGAGGGCCCCCAUCGGAAGCCCCUCCUAAGGCAGCUGCCUAAAGGCCUGCCCUGGUGCCCUCCUCAUCAUCAGAAUGAAGCCCAUAGGAGUUCCUCCACCUUCUAACCAGGCUUUCUCUCCAGUUUUAUCCCCUAUCUGAUGCUGCAAGAAGUACAGAAUAAACUUUUUGUCAUCCUC